This is a messenger RNA of Macadamia integrifolia, 342 nucleotides long. RefSeq names its product disease resistance protein RPP13-like. The transcript has a single exon. Gene Ontology annotation, molecular function: ADP binding. The coding region runs from base 1 to 342 and encodes 113 amino acids. The record is from RefSeq and is a predicted model, not a curated record. Lineage: Eukaryota; Viridiplantae; Streptophyta; Magnoliopsida; Proteales; Proteaceae.
AUGGGGAAGACAACUCUUGCUCGAAAAGUUUAUAAUGAUCGAAACAUUAAGGAACACUUUCCUUGUCGUUUAUGGAUUCACGUAUCUAGCGACUACAAGAUGGAAGAGUUGUUGCAGGACAUCAUAAAGCAGAUCCUCAUCAAUGAUGAUGAGGAGGAGAGAAAGAAGAUGAGCCUUAAAGAUUUGGCCAUUGAAAUCUACAAGCUUUUAAAGACUACUCCGACCAGGUACCUUGUUGUUUUUGAUGAUGUUUGCACAAUCCAAUUCUGGGCUGACAUUCAUAUGCUCUUCCCCAACAACAAAAACAAAGAAGUGAAGGUGGUGGUGGUGGAAGUAGGAUAA